Messenger RNA from Fopius arisanus, 3005 nucleotides. RefSeq names its product Zinc transporter 49B (gene ZnT49B). The record is from RefSeq and is a predicted model, not a curated record. Lineage: Eukaryota; Metazoa; Arthropoda; Insecta; Hymenoptera; Braconidae. Gene Ontology annotation, cellular component: membrane; endoplasmic reticulum. Bases 222 to 2075 code for a protein of 617 amino acids. Gene Ontology annotation, biological process: intracellular zinc ion homeostasis; transmembrane transport; zinc ion transport. The transcript is spliced from 5 exons. Gene Ontology annotation, molecular function: monoatomic cation transmembrane transporter activity.
CUGGUGGCGGCUACGGAACGGAAUCACUUUCAAAGACAGUGAUUCAGUCAAUGCAUUGAGAACACCGUUAAAAAAUAUCAUAACCUCAACGUGCGUAAUUUAACUCUUGAUCCUUGGUGCACUUAGUGAUCUAGCACCAGCAACAAUGUUGCAUGAUAUAAUAUUGAGUAUGAUAAACAUCAUUGAUAUUGUUUGAUAUUGAAUCAAGUGAAUUGACAACAAUGUUGCAUCGUUCCUCCAGUUUUUUUUCGCCAUCCCGAGGUAAACUCAACUAUUACCACCUCGAUCAAUUGUUUACAUUGAAGAUAUGCGUCGCGAAACGGCACGCAAGUUUUUUAAUAACUCGGAAAAAUGGAAAUUGUUAUAAAUUACGAGUGGCCAGGGAGAGCAAGUGUGUGCAUGAUAAGGAGAAAUAUAUUUUUCAUACGAAAUGGUCUUGGCUAAAUAUUACGAGGCAGUUCGGAGAUGACAGCAAAACGAAAAAUCAGGCAGGAUCGAAGGUAGUGAGGGAAUUUAAACAAACUCUCCAGCAAAAAAUAAUCGAGUUGAAUGGGGGUGAGAAAUUGGGCAAACUCAGGGAGAGAAUUUUGCAAGUUGAACCUGUCUGUGUUUUGACAAAAAAGGGGAUGACUGGGGGGAGUGAUAACAGUGAGGUAAGAGACGAUGGGUCCAAAGAGAUUGGCAAAAAUGAUGAAGUUAUGAAGAAAGUUAAAAGACGAGUAGAUCACUCAGCUUCAUCCCUGGAAAGGAACUUCAUUACUCCAGUCCGUGCAAUGUCAGAUUUCCUCUUGAAACCAACAGAUUUGGAGUCCCUUCCAAAAACCAAACGAAGGUCACCUUAUGAGGACAAGCCUCCCAUCACAGUUUACUGGAGAAAAGAUGUUGAGGCCAAGGCCAUAGAAGUUUGGGGCUCGAGAGAGGCUCUGUUAAAAGAGUUGUUGAAAAAAGAGUUGGAAUUGAAAACAUAUCAACAAAAUGUUUUCACUGUAAAGAGACGGCUACGUGACUACAGGCGAGAACUGGGAAAUAAGCCAGAGAGCAUUGAUGACGAGAAUGAAGGUCUCUUUGGGAGAUCCGGAAGGGUAGUUUUAACCGCUGUAGUAAUAAAUGCGAGCAAUUUCUUAUUUAAACUUGUCGCUUGGGUGUACACUGGCUCACACAGUAUGUUUUCCGAGUGUAUACAUUCUGCUGCCGAUACAUUUAAUCAAUUAAUAUUGGCUUAUGGAAUUCACAAAUCUGUUCAAAAUCCAAAUGCAGAUCAUCCCUAUGGCUACACAAACAUGAAAUAUGUCUCCUCACUAAUAUCCGGCGUUGGCAUUUUUUGUGUUGGCACUGGCCUCUCAAUUUAUCAUGGAAUCCAUGGGAUUCUCUUCCCAGAUCCUGUGGAGUCAUUCUACUGGGCCUAUUUCAUUCUUGGUGGGUCUCUUGUAUCGGAGGGAGCGACCCUUCUGGUAGCCAUUAAUUCGGUGAGAAAAGGGGCUGAGGAGAAACGUCAAUCAUUCAAGGACUACGUCCUAUCUGGACAGGAUCCCUCGGUUAAUGUCGUACUCAUGGAGGAUUUAGCUGCAGUGAUGGGGGUAACCGUUGCUGGCUGCUGCAUGGGAUUGACCUCUUAUUUGGGGAAUCCAGUUUUUGAUGCUGUUGGUUCAUUGCUAGUUGGGGGACUCCUCGGUGGAGUUGCAUCCUUCAUUAUUUAUUCUAAUGUUGCUGCUCUCAUUGGAAGAAGUAUUCCACAAGAGAAUCUAGAUAAAAUUAAUGCUGAGUUGGAGUCGGACGUAAUGGUUCGAGCUAUUUAUGAUGUCAAAGGAAUAGACAUGGGAAAUAGUCUCGUACGAUACAAAGCAGAAAUUGAUUUUGAUGGACGAGAAUUAACAAGGUCUUAUCUUGAUAAACAUGACCUAAAUGCCAUGCUGGAGGAAGUGAAAAAAAUGCAGAGUAUAGAUGAGCUCGAAAUAUUUUUACUGAAGCACGGAGAGAAUAUCGUUGACAUGCUGGGUGGUGAAAUCGAUAGAAUUGAAUUGAAACUCAAGAAAAAUCAUCCAGAAAUUCGACACUGUGAUCUUGAGGUUCUUUGAACUAUUGUAAUCAAUUAUCUAUAGCGAAACUAUUGUAAAUACAUUAUUUAAUAAUCAUUGCUUGUUGGAAAGGUGAUAAAUUCUAGACUUAAUAAUUCCACAGCCAUUCACUAAUUUCAAUAUUUAUUCAAACCAGAGAAUUCGUUUUUUUUUUUCCAUAAAUCCAUUAAUCUCUUUUAUGUCAAAAAAAAUCAUUAUGCUGCUUUACGUGAAAAGCGUAUAAUAAAAAUUUAUCGAAUGACAAAAAGAAUAUUUAUUUUCUAAGAAUGUUUCGCAAGCUUUUUUUUUUAUGUUGAAUUUCAAUAUUUAGCCAAGAGAAAAGGGCAAUUUAAAGCUGAGGGGGAACGAUGCUUUGUGAUGUGGAUAAAUAUUAGAGUGCAUUGUCAACUGAUAAAGGUUGAACAAGAAAAUUGGCUAUUUUAUUCUAGUUUCAUUGAAAAACUUUACAUUCUCUUUAAUUCCAAAAUAAUGAUUCGAAAUUCAUCCCAAAAAUUUAUGAUUUUUAAUGAGAAUGUCAAGGAGCUGCGUCUGUAUUAUGAAAAAAUGAAUGAACAUCGUGACAUUUUCUCGGAGAAUCACAUUUACACCGAAGACGAAUGCAUAAUUAAUAUAAAUGUUGAACUUGAAAUAUUCCGUUUCGUCACAUCGCUAUUCUAUCUUUGAAAUAAAUCAAUAAAAACAUGAUUUACAGAAUAUUUUUCAAUUCAACUACGCAUAAAUAAUUGAAUUUAGAAUUGGUAAAUUGAAAAACAUAAAAAUGCAAAGAAAAAUUGGACAAAGGAGUAGAACACAUUAUUACACACAGUACAGGGAGGCCCCCUGACGCCCAACCAAACCUGAAGGUGAAAUCAGUGUCGUGGUAGCCGUCGCGUAUUCGUGUAAAUAUUAUCGUAUCUCGUCCAUCUCCACGUGGAUGAAAAAAAAAAAAAA